CAGUUUUACAGCUACCCCUUACUGUAGAGACCUGUUGGCAGCGUGGCACUCAUUUUUGUACCUCGCGCAAGACUCGCUUGUUGGCAGCGCGGCUGCUUACUCACCGUCGCGUCAGGACGCGAUGCGCAAGAGCCAUGUCAUCGCGGCCCCCCUCCCAAUGCCCUUUUCUUGUCGGCCUCCUCGCCGCGUCGCCUCGAAAUCUCCUACGAGGCGACGAGGAGGGGCUUAGCCUUGAUAUAGAUCAAGACUGCUGGGAGGGAGAGUGCGAGUUGAAAGAAUAUCCAAGACGCGAACAAGCUUAUCACAGCACCACUAGCUGCUCCUCCUGAACGAAACAGAGAGAGUACUCUCGUCUCGCCUGACUCUAUCCUACAUGGAAGAAAUCGCUCCGACGACUAUGGAGGCGGCGGCACCGCCUCAACUCACCCUGAAAGUAGCGGUGGCCGUGGACGGCAGCGACAACAGCAUGGACGCGCUGCGCACCGCCGUGCGGCUCUUAGCCGGCGCUGCCUCUGAGCUGCACAUCCUCCACGCGCGCCGCGCCGUCGAUGAGUUCCGCAUGGACUCCCUAUUCGCAUGGCGCGACCACUUGAAGCGCAUGGACGGGCAAGCACACAGCAAGGCCCAGGCGCUGCUGGAGCGGUGCUGUGCGGUGGCGGAGGAGGAACGUGGGCUCAGGGGUAUCCCCCCUGGACGCAUGGAGGUUAAGGGGGUAGAGCUGAAGGGUGACCCUCGUGACACUCUGCCGGGCAAAGUGAAGGAGUUGGGCGUCAACAUGCUGGUGAUGGGGUCCCGAGGGAAUGGCCUGCUGAAAAGGAUUACUAUGGGGAGUGUGUCCACGCAUUGCAUGCAUCAUGCUUCCUGCCCCGUCCUCAUCAUCCCCCCAGUCAAGGCCAAUCCUACCACGCCUCCUGCCAAGGAGAAAGGGGUGGUGGAGAAACCAUUGGUGGAGAAGGUGGAGGAGCAGAAGCCAGAGGAGAAAGAAAUGGAAGAAAAAAAAGUGGAAGAGGUACAGGCACCUGAAGAGAAUCUGCCUGUGGAUGCGCCAGAAGUGCCAGCUUCUACUGAGGGUGCAUCCGAAAAGCUUGCAGCUGCACCAGCAGUAGAUGCUACUGGAAAUGAUGUUCCUGGGGCCUUGGCGAGUGGUGCGUGAGUAAGUUUUCAAGGAUAUAGUCUGUACAUAGAGUGAAAUAAUGGGUUCCUGCUUAUUUCGGAAAUCGUGUAUAGAUGUUCAUAUGUACUUGUUGGCUACAUGUAAUAAGAUGG
Closterium sp. NIES-67 is the source of this 1266-nucleotide messenger RNA. The record is from the annotation of a GenBank genome assembly. Lineage: Eukaryota; Viridiplantae; Streptophyta; Zygnematophyceae; Desmidiales; Closteriaceae.